CUCGCUCGCUCUCCCGGCUGCAGCUGCGGCUCAAGUGAACUUUCAUCCGGGGCUUUGGAUGCGGAGACGCGGCGGCAGGACUUGCUAGAAGUGGCCCAAGAUGAAUCCCCAACAGCAGCGCAUGGCCGCGAUCGGGACGGACAAGGAGCUGAGCGACCUGCUGGACUUCAGCGCGAUGUUUUCCCCACCUGUUAAUAGUGGGAAAACCAGACCGACAACACUGGGAAGCAGUCAGUUCAGUGGAUCAGGUAUGGAUGAACGAGGAGGUACAACAUCUUGGGGGACAAGUGGUCAACCAAGCCCAUCUUAUGACUCAUCUAGAGGUUUUACAGACAGCCCUCAUUUCAGUGAUCACUUGAAUGACAGUCGAUUGGGGGCCCAUGAAGGCUUGUCCCCAACACCUUUCAUGAACUCAAAUUUGAUGGGGAAAACGUCAGAGAGAGGCUCAUUUUCUCUGUACAGCAGAGAAACCGGAUUACCAGGCUGUCAAUCUAGUCUCCUGAGACAAGAUCUAGGUCUUGGAAGCCCAGCACAACUUUCUUCUUCAGGAAAACCUGGGGCACCAUACUACUCAUUUUCUGCCACAAGCUCCCGAAGAAGACCACUCCAUGAAUCUACAGCACUUGAUCCCUUGCAAGCAAAGAAAGUCAGAAAGGUACCUCCUGGAUUGCCUUCUUCUGUAUAUGCACCAUCCCCAAAUUCAGAUGAUUUCAACCGUGAAUCUCCUAACUACCCAUCUCCAAAGCCACCAACCAGUAUGUUUGCUAGCACUUUCUUUAUGCAAGAUGGGACCCACAAUUCUUCUGACCUUUGGAGUUCAUCAAAUGGGAUGAGCCAGCCUGGUUUUGGUGGAAUUCUGGGGACCUCCACUUCCCACAUGUCUCAGUCCAGUAGUUAUGGCAGCCUUCAUUCACAUGACCGCUUGAGUUAUCCUCCACAUUCAGUUUCACCAACAGACAUAAACACAAGCCUCCCACCAAUGUCCAGCUUCCAUCGUGGCAGUUCCAACAGCUCCCCUUAUGUUGCUGCCUCACACACUCCUCCUGUCAAUGGAUCAGAUAGCAUUCUAGGAACAAGAGGGAAUGCUACUGGAAGUUCUCAGACAGGUGAUGCACUUGGAAAGGCUUUGGCAUCUAUUUAUUCUCCUGACCAUACCAGCAGUAGUUUUCCAUCAAAUCCAUCAACGCCAGUUGGAUCACCUUCUCCUCUCACAGGUACAAGUCAGUGGCCCAGACCUAGCGGGCAAGCUCCUUCAUCCCCUAGCUAUGAAAACUCACUCCACUCCCUGAAAAAUCGAGUUGAGCAGCAACUUCACGAGCAUUUGCAAGAUGCAAUGUCCUUCUUAAAGGAUGUCUGUGAGCAGUCUCGAAUGGAAGAUCGUUUAGACAGAUUGGAUGAUGCUAUUCAUGUACUGCGGAAUCAUGCUGUGGGACCUUCUACCAGUUUGCCUACUGGUCAUGGUGAUAUACACAGUUUAUUGGGACCAUCCCAUAAUACACCAAUUGGAAGCCUCAGUUCAAACUAUAGUGGAUCAAGCCUCGUUACAAGCAGUCGAUCUGCUUCCAUGGUUGGAACUCAUCGAGAAGACUCAGUCAGUCUCAAUGGCAAUCAUUCAGUCCUAUCUAGUACAGUCACUGCUUCAAGCACAGACUUGAGCCAGAAAACACAAGAAAAUUAUAGAGGUGGCUUGCAAAGUCAACCUGGAACUGUUGUUCCAACAGAAAUCAAAAUUGAAAACAAAGAGAAAGAUGAAAAUCUGCACGAACCUCCUUCAUCAGAUGACAUGAAAUCAGAUGAUGAAUCCUCUCAAAAAGAUAUCAAGGUUUCUUCUAGAGGGAGAACAAGCAGUACUAAUGAAGAUGAGGAUUUGAACCCAGAACAGAAAAUAGAGAGGGAGAAAGAAAGGCGAAUGGCUAACAAUGCCAGAGAACGCUUGCGUGUGCGGGAUAUUAAUGAGGCAUUCAAAGAGCUUGGCCGAAUGUGUCAGCUUCAUUUAAAGAGUGAAAAACCCCAAACAAAACUCCUUAUUCUUCAUCAGGCCGUGGCAGUCAUCCUUAGUCUAGAACAGCAGGUCAGAGAAAGGAACCUUAACCCCAAAGCAGCCUGCCUUAAGAGAAGGGAAGAAGAAAAAGUUUCUGCCGUAUCGGCAGAGCCACCAACCACAUUGCCAGGAACCCAUCCUGGGCUUAGUGAAUCUACCAACCCUAUGGGUCAUAUGUAAACAUCAGCCAGUUCCAGAGUCCUCAAUAGGCUAGAUAGAAGGUGACCUCUCCUCAGAGGACUUGGACAACUCAGAGUUUCUGAAGACACAAACCUGAUAGAGGGAGAAGGAAAAAAAAAACAAAACACUUGAAGCAAGAACUCAAAUGAUAUUUACGAUCAAAGCCACUGGCCGACACUUCCAUCAGAAGUGAAGAUAGAAAGCUCAUCAGAUAGAAGAACAUCAGCCCAGGAGAUGUUUGCAACACAGUGUUGGUUGCAAGCGGUGUCGCUUCUGCACAAUCAGAGACUGUCUCGAUCUCUCCACUCACCGUGGAAGUUGCCUUGUGCCUAAACUGAUUUGACAAAUGCAUUGUAACUACAAAUUUUAUUUAUUGUUAUGGAACUGUAAGGUCUACAUAUAAAGGGAAAAGGUUAAUGUGGAAAGCUGAUAUACACUCAGCUGAUGCCAGCAUUCGUCAAAACUGUUCACAUGCAGAGAACAAAGUAGUGACAACCAUUGGCCCUUAGCAUUCCCGGCAUACCUGUUAGUGUCUUAAAGGGAAGGGAAAAGUCUUCUGUUGCCCUCUCCUAUCCUUUGCCAUAUGAAUAGUGUUUUCCAUGAAAUAAGAAAAUAUUACUUGGUAUAGCAUAUCUCUCUCAUUUUUAUUCAUUGAUUUUAAUUUUCUCUCUGUGGGUUAAUGUUGUAUUUGGUCUAUGAAUCAAAAAUAGUUUAUGGUCACAGCCCAACACUUUGCCUAUUUACUUUACAAGGAUAAGCAAAGACCAUCUGUGACCAUAGCUUAGGUAAGAUUUUAAAAGGGGAAAUUUUGUCCCCUAGAUUUCUCCCCAGAUAAACACUAUUUUAUUUCUAAUAAUAACCAAGACUUUUCAGGCUUCUAGGUUUCAUAGAAAAGCUUGUAA
Molecule: messenger RNA, 3123 nt
Organism: Suncus etruscus (white-toothed pygmy shrew)
Lineage: Eukaryota; Metazoa; Chordata; Mammalia; Eulipotyphla; Soricidae
Gene: TCF12
Product: transcription factor 12
Exons: 21
Coding region: 101-2221 (706 amino acids)
Biological process (GO): regulation of transcription by RNA polymerase II
Cellular component (GO): transcription regulator complex
Molecular function (GO): protein dimerization activity; DNA-binding transcription factor activity, RNA polymerase II-specific; RNA polymerase II cis-regulatory region sequence-specific DNA binding
Source: RefSeq, a predicted model, not a curated record